AAGACGCACAAUAGACGUAAAUAUGGAAAAUAAUUCGAAGGCAUGCCGCAGAGGUAAAGUUGACAAGAAACUUCUUCGUAAACAGAUUAAAUCCAGUCACACUUUACUGAAACAUGAAGGAAUCAGCACUACGUCGAAUCCCUCUAAGAGUUUAGUGGUGGCUAACGGUGGCCUGGGGAAUGGUGUCAGUAGGGAGGAGCUGUCUGCUGUGCUAAAAGAGAUGGGAGAGGUGGAGAGCCUCCUCAUGCCCCCUCACAAGCCCUACGCUUUUGUCACCUAUGGAUCUGAGGAGAUUGCCAGGAAAGCUCACGUCCACCUGAAUGGUCGAACACUUCAGCAUGGAGAGGAGAACAACGUGACUCUCUACCUCAGCUUUGUUGCCUCGGUGCCGUGUGAGCAGCAAGCUUGUGUGACUUUUCCACCUGGACUGGUUUUGGUGGAGGACUUUGUUUCUCCCCUGGAAGAAGCUCUACUGCUUGCUGCUAUUGACUGGUCAUCCACUAGUGAUCCUGACACUGCACAAAAAGCUCUGAAGCAUAGAAGAGUCAAACAUUUUGGCUAUGAAUUUUGCUACGACAACAACAAUGUAGACAAAGACAAGCCAUUACCUGUAGGUCUUCCUCAGGAGUGUCAGCCUGUACUGGACAGAAUUAUGGAAAAUGGAUAUACAAAGUUCAUGCCUGACCAGCUGACUGUUAACCAAUAUGAGUCUGGACAAGGCAUACCUCCUCACGUGGAUACGCACUCUGCUUUUGAGGACACCAUCCUCUCUCUAAGCCUGGGGGCAAAGACAGUUAUGGAAUUUCGUCAUCCUGACAACCGAGUAGUAAGCGUGUUUUUGCCAGCGCGAAGCCUCUUGGUGAUGCAAGGAGAGAGCCGUUACCUCUGGACGCAUGGAAUCACUCCUCGCAAGUUUGACAUGGUGCCCGCCUGCGAUGCUCAAUGCUCGGCUCCGUCUAUGCGUGACAUUGGUGCCCUCAACCAACUCACCUUGAGCAAAAGGGACACUCGAACGUCUUUCACUUUCCGCAAGAUCAGACAUGAACCUUGCUGCUGUGCUUUUCCCUCAGCCUGUGAUAGUCAAGGAGCUCCCUCUCCACCCUCCCCUCCUUCACUUCCUCGAGGCCACGAUGAUGCUACCCGUCUGGAGGAAGAAUAUGUUCACAGGGUGUAUGACGCAAUCGCCCCCCACUUCAGCAGCACGCGUCACACCCCUUGGCCCCGUGUGUGCCACUUCUUGUCCUCGCUCUCACCUGGGAACGUGCUGGUCGAUGUUGGCUGCGGAAAUGGAAAGUAUCUGGGGGUCAACCCGGAGGCCAUUAGUGUGGGCUGUGACCGGAGCAGCGCCCUCGUCCAAAUCUGUGCCCAGCGAGGUUUCCCGGCAUUUGUUUCCGAUGCCCUCUGUGUUCCGCUUCGAACAGCUUCUUGUGACGCCUGCAUCUCUAUAGCCGUCAUACACCACUUUUCCACAUCAGAGCGUCGCUUGGCAGCUGUGAAGGAGUUGGUGAGACUUUUGAAGCCUGGGGGUCAUGCUCUCAUCUAUGUCUGGGCCUUCGAGCAAGAGUACAAGCAGCAGAAGUCCAAGUACCUCAAAGACUACAACGCUAAAAACAAUGCGGUCGAGGACAACCCAGAGCCUGACGGAAAAUCAGAAAGCAGCCCGGAACAUGACAAGAAAAGAUCCUCGGAUGAAGCGACUGCUGACAAACUUAGUGUUCAUAUUAAUCGCACAGCCUUCAAUUCUCAGGACCUUCUUGUUCCGUGGCAUCUGAAAGAGGGGAAAGGAGGGAAAACAAGGGAGGGUGACUCAGAAGAGGCGUGUACAGAUAGAGAUAAAACUAAGUGUAAAAAGCUUUCAAAAGACUCUUGUCCAGACAAUCGUGACUCAAGCAUUAGAUCCCACUGUAAUGUUGACAGUCAUCAUGAGGCAGGGAGCCAGAGUGGCCAGGCGCCUGUCUUCCACCGUUAUUACCACGUGUUCCAGCAAGGAGAGCUGGAGCAGCUGUGUGUGCAGGUGGAGGGAGUCAAAGUGCAAAGUAGCUACCAUGACCAGGGCAACUGGUGUGUUCUUUUAGAGAAGGGAUCCGGAAGUAGAAAUUCAUCUGGAAAAUAAUGCAGCGUCAAUCAUGGUGGAAUCAAAGAUUAUUUUAACAGCCAAAGAAAACACAUCAUAGAACUAGACAUCUGCAGUAGUUAAAAUGUUAACAAAAGUCAAAAUAAAGCAGGCACACUAUUUUAUUUCAUAGUGUUUGAUUAUGAGGCACAUUUCAACUUGAGUUAUAAAGCACUUUAAAAACAACGACAUCUGCAUACAAAGUGCUGUAAACAAAGUAAAAAUCAGACAUAAAACACGGAACACAAUAAAACCGUAUAAAAAUGCUGAGUGGAAAGCCGAAGAAUAAAAAUGUUGUAAAUUCCAGUAAGUCUUGUCAGUCAUCCUUAAUCAAAAAAAAAAAAAUCAUGUGUGCUCAUGUGUAUGAUGUGGCUCUUUGCGAUGACACAGUAAAAAAUGUGGCUCUUAGUCUCUGACUGGUUGGCCACCCCUGCUCUAGGUGUUUUAGAUGCAUAGAUUACAAAUGAUGAAUAACACACUGUUGAAUUAUUUGUAUUUAAACUUUAUUUUAAUCUUUUGCUAUUUUAGCAGUCUUCUAAGAGAGCUCAAGAAUGUCAGGAGCCGGAGCCAGUGGACCUGUCUCCGACGGUCUCUGAACUAGACCCUGAAACCAAGAUUAAUGGUGAUUGUGGAAUUAAUGAUAAGAUUAAGAAUGAUUCCUAGUACCACACAACUGAUCACUCCUACGCAUUGCCUUCUGCUUGUCUUCUAAGGAAGAGACUAGAUGUAGCCCUAGCAAGAGUGGAGAGUUUGGAACGGGAGAACAGGAACGCAAAAAUCAGAGAAAGUCGGGCCAAGGAAAGGCUGCACUGUCUGCUUGAUGAACUGAAGAAGAAUCUCAUCAACAUAGAGCUACAAGACAAGCUUGAUCUUUACUCAGGACUUAAUCUUGACCUCUUUGAAAAGAAGAGUCAUGAGUACUCACAGGACCAGCGAGGGUUUGCCCUCACGCUCAACCUCCACGGGCCAAAGGUCUAUCACUACCUCAGAGAGACUCUGCAACUCCCCCUCCCACAUUCAAAGACUUUGCAAAAGCGGAUGGCACAACAACCCCAUGACAGGACAAUGCCAGAUGAUUUUCCCGCCAUGUAAUGGUUGGGAACCAAGUGGCAGCACCGGACAAGGCUGUGUUUCGUCUUCUUUUGAGAGAUGUCCCCUGCUGCAGCAGCCGAAGAACCAGAUGAGUUUCUGCCGAUGUACUUCCCAUUGUCAGCAAGGUUACCUACCUGCCCACCUGUUUGUUGGUCUCAUUGAAAAUACCUUGGUCAGCAUUUCUGGGUUUGUUGUUUGAAAGAUGUUAAGAUGCCACGUGAAGUUUGUUGUCACCAUCUGCUUCAAAGUAUUUCUGUGUGGAAAAAAAUAAUAAAAAUAAAACAUUUCUAAUACCCUG
This is a messenger RNA of Syngnathus typhle (broad-nosed pipefish), 3503 nucleotides long. It is a transcript of the gene alkbh8, whose product is annotated as alkB homolog 8, tRNA methyltransferase. The transcript has 16 exons. The coding region runs from base 23 to 2113 and encodes 696 amino acids. The record is from RefSeq and is a predicted model, not a curated record. NCBI's taxonomy places the organism in Eukaryota, Metazoa, Chordata, Actinopteri, Syngnathiformes, Syngnathidae. Gene Ontology annotation, molecular function: S-adenosylmethionine-dependent methyltransferase activity; tRNA binding. Gene Ontology annotation, biological process: tRNA wobble uridine modification. Gene Ontology annotation, cellular component: nucleus; cytoplasm.